This is a messenger RNA of Baudoinia panamericana UAMH 10762, 2986 nucleotides long. RefSeq lists its product as uncharacterized. NCBI's taxonomy places the organism in Eukaryota, Fungi, Ascomycota, Dothideomycetes, Mycosphaerellales, Teratosphaeriaceae. The coding region runs from base 395 to 2638 and encodes 747 amino acids. The record is from RefSeq and is a predicted model, not a curated record. The transcript is spliced from 2 exons.
GCAGCCUUCAGCCGGGGCCUUCGGGAGCAGAAGGUUUCCCUUAAGUGGUCGGAUCCAGAGCGACGACGAUCCGGUACUGCGUGCGUCCAGUUCGGCAUCUCGAUGACUGUGUAUACCGAACCAUGUCAGCCUAGUUGGUCUUACUGUGCAACCGACUCUCACCAGAAUGUGAGGCUUUGGAACAUGUGGCUGGGCCUCGCUAAUUUGUGGGCUCGCGGGGUGAUCGCGGGCGACGGCGCCAACUCACAGUCCACAACACCGCUCUCGUGACACCAGUCGAAACACUCUGCCAGUACAGCCUACACUACACUACACUACACAACAUCUCCCUAAGGAAGCAUGCUCACAACACAACACAGUACGUUCGUGGAGCGGCGCUUAUCAUUCUCAGACAAUGGCCUCGGAGGUGAUCCAAUCAUUCCUCGCCGCCUACGAACAAAGUGCGCCCGUUGAAACGGACGAUCCCACCAGCAUUCCUGCGCAGCCGUUGACAUGUUGUUGCGGUAACGAAGCUUGCGCCUAUUCCAGGCAGAAUCGGGACGCCGUUGAGAUAUUGGAAAGGGAUGUCAGGACGGCAGCUCGACUAGGGCAGGCACUGUUGUUGCGACAUGAGACAUACAUCGCCGACACGGAACGCGAGCGUAAGAUUAUGGCUGCGCGCAUCGACGAUUUGGAGUCGGAGAAGCAAGUGCUUGAGCGGGAGAAUGCCAGCGUCAUACAAGAAAACCGCAACCUCUUAGACGAGUUGGAGGGUUUGAACAGUGCGGUCAGUGAUGCCGACGCGCACGUCAUCAGUUUGCAGGCGACGCUGCAGUCUACGCAGCAGGAGAUGCAGAGGCUGGAGCGGUUGGCGGCUAGGACGGAAACGCUGGAGCAACAGUUGCAGGCUUUUGAGCAGGAGCAAGCGGACUGGCAGACCACUUUCGAGGAGAAAGAGGAAGGGGAGAAGGCGGCGUUGAGGAGGUGGCAAGAGAGCGAGCGCGCGUUGGCGCUGCUGCAAGAGCAAGUGGAGUUGAUUGAGCGCGAUGCGAAGGCGGAGAGGGAGAGGCACGUUGAGGUAGUGGGGCGGCUGGAGAAGAGACGGGCGGUGGAGAGGGAAUUGGAGAGUGCCACGGGAAGGUUGAAGGGCGCGGCGGCCGCGAAGACCGAGGGUGGGACUAAUGUGGUGUCGCACUUUGUUAAGGACAUCUUGCAGGACAACGCGAAUCUACAGAUGGGCAUUGUGGAGUUGCGGGAGAUGUUGCAGAACAGCAACGAUGAGGUGGACAGUCUCCGGAAGCAGAUCAUGGAGCAGCAACCGACUAUGGCCGAGGAGGCACCAUCAACUGAGGAGAAUGUCCGCACCAAGGACCUAAGGGAAGAGCUGCUGCGUGCAAACUCACAAGAACUCCACGUCCAUCACCACUAUCACGCGCCGCCAUCAUCCGCACGCCAAACGCCAACCUUGAAGCGCCCAAAGAAGAAACGCUACGGCGCACUAACACCGGGCCACUUCACACCACCCUCGUCCGGAAGGACCACGCCGCGCUCUUCAAUCUCCUACGACACACCGUCUUCAAUGGCCACUAUACUACAGCAAACAGCAGUCAGUAUACCACAGAACGUUUCAUUCAGCAAACGCUUCUCCAGCCAGUCAACCUCGACCUACCACUCAGCACUCUCCAUCUCUGGGCCUGGCUCGCCCCAGUCAACAAAUUACCGCACUUCUUCCAUAUUUGAUCGCGUCUUCAGCGACGCUGGACACGAGUCGUCAAGGCCUACGACACCGGAUACGGAUGAGCCUGGCUCGCCUCUGAUUCUGCCUACUAAUGGCAAGGGCGCGGCGGGAAACUUUCACCGGAGUAGCAGCGCUCCUCUGCAGCGUAGACGUGGGACCGGCUCUGGCGCUGGGCAGGCAUCGAUUGACUCCGUGCUCGGCAUCAACGUGGGUGAAGCACUGCAGCCUACCGAGCACACGCACCGCCAUAACGUGAUUCUGGAAGAAGAUGAGGCGAGCUGGGAGAACACAAGCUCGCCGCCCGGUGAGAGCAUCUCAAGCACCAGCUCAGCUCUCUCAGACGACCUCGUCGAGCCACUUCACCACCGAAGCUUCCACAAGCAGUCGCUACGUCGCGCAGCGUCGCACGAAUCGCUCCUUUCGGUGGCUGGCAUGGACAUGCCAACGCUGCAGGCGCGACCGUCACAGCUUCUGAUCAGUACGGGCGGUACAACCUUCACGCCGCAAGCCACACUCGCUCAUGCGACGAGAACAGCGGCCACCUUCGCCAAACCCUCGAGCAGCGGGCACACUCUGCUAAGCGGUAUGGCCGCUGACCAGCGAGGACCCAGUAGACCUUCGCUGGGACGAUGGGUGUUUGGCCGAUGGGGUACCACUCCGAUUCCUACCUCAGCUACUGAUACUACGAACGUCGCCGCUGUUCCUGCUCCUGCGAAGCCACCGAGCCGUUCGUCUGAUACAGAGAGAGCGCCCGCAUUCGAUCCGCUAGCGACGCCCAAGAAGCCCAAGUCACGACCACGCGGUAUCAAUCAGUUGGGCCCGAUUCCCGGCUUGGGACCUGAGUUGAGGGCGCCGGUGCAGGUUCCGGUGUUACGGACGUUUGAUGAGGAGGGGUUGAGGUUGGCGUUGCAGGGGUCGUGAGACGAUGAAGUGUACGCUUCGUGUAGGAUUUGGAUAGUGCGGGUGCAUUGAUGGAUUAUGAUACCCCAUGUAGCGAUACGGAAUGAUGUCUCGGGCACUUGCGGACUCAUAUGCACAUCAUCACCAUCGUACAGUGGAAGUGCGGACUGACGGCUCGGAUACCCCGUCACCUUGCACUGCCGUUAUGGGUAUGUACCUUUUGAGUACUGUCAUGCCGUCGGAGACGGUCCGCUUCCACGACUUCCAUAGAAGCAGCUUCAUGGCGUGUGCUCAAGCCCAUACCUUCCGUACGCCACAUCGUGUCACCCUCACUGAUCUGCGCUUCCUAACGCCUGCCAAGCUGAAAAA